AUGUGCAAGCGCCCGCUUUCUUUGGCACUUCAGCAGCCUUCCGUCGCCCUGUUCCCUGGCCUUGUCGCAAACCCAUCCCCAUCGAGUGUUCUUCGAUCGUGUUGGGGCGGGAACGGGAAGCGAAGGCUUAACUCGCCAAAAAGGCGACCACAACAUUGACUCCGCGUGACCCUCCAUGACAGCGAUGUUCCUCCCGCGACGCGGUUCAAAAAGGUAGUCUUUCUUCCUCAGGCCGACAUCCUUCAUUUCAUGUCUGCUUUCUCCUCACAGUCUUUGCGCGAGCCUCGCUGCACAAAAGCAAGACAUCCAUACCGAGACGCUACAUAGGACUUCGAGUUGCGCUUGCGCUUGCGACCAACGCCAACGACCUUCAGCUGUGAAGCCAGCAUCUCCAACCUCCAUGAUACGAUCUAAGUCACAGUAUCAUUUUUCAAGGAUUUGAAGCUCAAAGCCACGAGCAUCCUGAAUGUUCUCAAUUCGCCAAUGCAGAAAUCAUGGCCGCCAACAUCCUCGAUCCCGGCUUGAUGCCACCUCCACCUGGACCCAUAACAAUUCGACAAGCCAUCGACGACCUCCAAGUAACCCUCAACCAAAUUCGGCGUAAACUUCGCACCUUGAUCGACUGGUACAUAUUUCCGAAUGUGGUGCCGAACUCGAUCCAGGCCUACGACCCACGACUCCAAAUCUUACAGGCGCGAUUGAGAUCUCUCUCGACGAUCGACUUCCAGCGCCUGCCCUACCUGAUCGACGGCUCCGACGACCUCGGCUCACAAUACUUGAACCAAAUCGUGGACCAGCUACUAUCCUCGGUGCGCGGAGUCCAGACCAUCUUCGUGGAGCACUACGAUCGGGACCUGCAGGAGCGUCGCCCUUUCCAGACCAUCUGGGACACUCUGCUCUACAGACAGGACCAGAUCAAGCAGCUCCCCGUCGUAUGCCCCAGCAUCCCGCGGCGAGCUGCCCCCGAAGAUCUCCGGCCUGCAGAACUGGGCAAUUUCUGCCCCGGGGCUCUGGGGAUCAGCAACCACCGCGACCGGGGCCGCAUAGCAUUCGUCGAGAAGAAAGAGCUGAGCGACGAAGACAAGCGCAAGUUGAAGGCCUUCGGCGGCGCGUUCUUGAACUGGCAAUGCUCCGACUGCGCGAGCAAGGUGCGCUACCACGUCGCCGCCAGCACGACAUCCAACAUCCACAGCACAGACGAGAUCCGCGAGCAUCCCGGCCUGGACAUCCAAUACCGCAGCUCCUUCCUGGCCAAAUGCCACCUGUACCUCCCGCCGUCGGAGAAGACGCCCGGCCCGUCCACCUCCGCUGCGCCGUCGACCCACAGCCGCCGCGAUAGUUACGGCAUGGCCAAGUACGGCUGUGUAUUCUGCUUCGCGACCGGCCACGAGCUGGAGCGCGGGUUGACCGCCUUCGUCACCGUGCGCGAGUUCGCCGAGCACCUGGCCCAUGAGCACAGGAAGCCGCUGCCGCCGAGUUUGCUGAUCCAUCGCUACGCGGUUGCCGUUGAGGGGAAGACGGUCAUUGGUGGUCGCUGGGACUUGAAUUUCUUGUGAGAGGGGAUCGGUUCUGGCGUAUCAAAGAAUACAAACCUGGGGAAUCUUCGCUUCUUCACUUUCAUAUUUCGUAUUAGGGUACGAAUUGCAUGCGGUGCUUUGAUGACUGAAUGAACGAUAUCACGAUCCAGGGACCACAGUGAAACAAUGCUGCAAGAGCAGCGCCGCAUCAAGAGAGAAUGCCAGUUCUGGAGUAUCAGGCGCAACCAUGUAAUUCUAUGUCUAGGUAUUUGAAGUCUUACAUGAUGCUUUGCCCUGUCUUUCUCCCUCGACACAUCGAUCAUCGCGUCAAAGACGAGAAGCGAGGGCCAUCUCUCGU
Messenger RNA from Cladophialophora immunda, 1875 nucleotides. RefSeq lists its product as uncharacterized. NCBI's taxonomy places the organism in Eukaryota, Fungi, Ascomycota, Eurotiomycetes, Chaetothyriales, Herpotrichiellaceae. The transcript has a single exon. The record is from RefSeq and is a predicted model, not a curated record. Bases 495 to 1556 code for a protein of 353 amino acids.